UAACGCAUGCUGCAAGGGGCCCAGGAAAGGACUAGCACCCCAGGGUUGAAAACCACCUCCCUCCUAAAAGCCGAUCUUCAGAAGAGCCAUCAGACCCCCGUCGGAGGAAAAGAGCUUUGUCCGUUCGGGAUUAUCACAAAGGCACACAAUAAAACAGAUCCUAGUGCAUGGCCUUAGAGCCAGUGGUUACACUAAGAAUGGGUCCAGAGAGACUCUGUCCAAACGAGCAUGAAGAGCUGGGACUGCAAGAGAUGUCUGAUGGCGCCCCUGACCCUGCUGGGGAAUGGAGUGGUGAGGAACCAGAGGAGGAGGAGGAAGGGAGCAGUAAUGACUACUUGUACCAGCCACUGAACCAAGAUCCAGACCAGGGACCAGCAGCUGCUGAAGAAACUGCACCCAGCACAGAGCCAGCCCUUGACAUCAAUGAGCGACUUCAGGCACUGAGGCUGCACCUGCCUGACCCACCUGUAGAUAGCGAUGAGGAGGAGGGGUCUGCAGCUCAGACCAGCCGAAGCUCCAUCCCUAUGGAUCCAGAACAUGUGGAGUUGGUGAAGAGAACGAUGGCUGGAGUCAAGCUCCCCACGCUGGGAAUCCCUGCAUGGGCCAACGAAAUCUCUGACGAUCAAUGGCAGGAUAUGGUGCAGCGAACUCUGCAAGCCAGGCAGAGCCAGAGUGGCUCCAGGGCCGAGUGGAAAUGAAGGUGCAGAACCAGUGGUGGAUUUCCUGCCUCAAGGAGGAAGCUUUGGAUAAGCAUGAAGUGCUGUGCUUGAAACUCUCUCUCUCUGAACUGGUCAGGUAGAUACUGACCUCUUCACCAGCACUGAGACUCCACAUUCAUCUCGUCUGACGAAAAUAUCACUCUUAUUCAUUACUUGUGUGUAACUCCUAACUGGAGCGACUGCGUGGUAGUGUGAUGACUCCCUAGCCUUGAAAUAGGCCUCUCCAAGAAAUAUCAGCCCCUAUAAAGAUCCUUUGAUGUGCAUGUGGUAGUCCUGCUGUUGAACCUGAACCCCACCCCCAUGACAUAUGGGCUAAACAUGGCCAUGAGGUGGAGACCAGUGUGUCAUCUUUUCAAGAGAUCCAUUUUAUUUAGUUCUGUACAUACAGGGACAUCUGUACAAAAUCCAACACUGUCAUACUAUGUAAUACUCUACUGAAAAUAAAGUACACCAUAUGUACAUAUGAACUGUAAA
Molecule: messenger RNA, 1193 nt
Organism: Hemicordylus capensis (graceful crag lizard)
Lineage: Eukaryota; Metazoa; Chordata; Lepidosauria; Squamata; Cordylidae
Gene: MEA1
Product: male-enhanced antigen 1
Exons: 4
Coding region: 168-698 (176 amino acids)
Biological process (GO): spermatogenesis
Source: RefSeq, a predicted model, not a curated record